AUGGCAGCAACUGGAGGUUCCGGCGCGUCGGCGACCCAGUACGAUGUUUUCCUGAGCUUCAGAGGGCCCGACACUCGCGACAACUUCACCAUCUGCCUCUACCGGACCAUGGUUGGCCAGGGGAUCAUCACCUACAAAGACAGCGAAGAGCUUCACGCUGGUGAUCGGAUCGAUGAUCUCCUGAGAGCGGUCGGCGAAUCCAAGAUCUGCAUACCAGUUCGCUCCAGAGGCUACUCUUCAAGCGCUUGGUGCCUCAAUGAGCUCGCUCGUGUGAUGGAGCUCAACGAAUCGACCGGGAAACCGUUGAUCCUACCCAUCUUCUUUGAUGUCACGCCCUUGGACGUCAAGCUCAGGACGGAGGUGUACGUGGAGGACUUGGAGAAGCACGAGCGGAGGCACGGCAGCGAGAUCAGGCAACGAUGGGAUUUGGCUCUGAGAAAAGUGGCUGAGAUCAAGGGAUGGGAAGUCCAAGGGAAACCGCACGGUGAAGUUAUUGAACUCGUUGUGAAAGAGAUUCUGCAUAAGCUGAAAGUAAAACUAAGACCUCUAGACAGCAAAUUGGUUGGGGUACACGAACAAGUAGAAGCCAUAAUGGAGUCGUUAAAUGUUGACUCUGGCCCUAGUGUGCGUUUCGUUGGAAUCUAUGGAAUGGGGGGCAUCGAGGAAGUAUGGAAAGAAAUGCCAAAAAGGUUGGAGAAUGUACCUCAUGAUAAAGUUCGGGAUAAGUUAAAGUUGAUAGACCUUGGAAGAGACAUUGUGCGCCAAGAAUGUACUCGGAAUCUAACAAGGCGUAGUAGGUUGUGGAAUUGCGAAAAAGCUCUAGAAGUAUUAAGAGAAAAGGAUAAAGUUCAAGCACUCAAUUUAGAUGAACAUGGUUCCGAUCCCAUCAUCAUUGUGAAUGAAGAACUUGAGAGGAUGCCUUAG
Molecule: messenger RNA, 924 nt
Organism: Eucalyptus grandis
Lineage: Eukaryota; Viridiplantae; Streptophyta; Magnoliopsida; Myrtales; Myrtaceae
Product: toll/interleukin-1 receptor-like protein
Exons: 5
Coding region: 1-924 (307 amino acids)
Biological process (GO): signal transduction; defense response
Source: RefSeq, a predicted model, not a curated record